CGUGAAACCGCCAAGCUCGGAAUUUGAGUCGAAUGCAUAGUAAGCCGGACAUGAUAUUAUAAGACAGUUCAGUUCCCGCAGCACGGGUGGCUUUACACACAUGCGCCCCUUCCCACAAUUAAAUCACCACUUAUCGUGCACGGACCGUAUCUACGUCAACCUCCAUGAACCAACUUUUAAUCGACAGCCGCGGUGUCUCCACUUCACUUCGUUUUAACGAGGCGUCAUUCUUCAUCGAACCCACACAGCUCGACGGUCACAAUUCCUCUUGCUGCGCAGGCAUAUACGCUGACAGAGAAGUUAAGUGCACAGAGGUGCCUCUUCGCAAUGUCAUUUAUGCCAAAGUUACAUCUGGUGUCAUUGAGGUACAAUACCUGGUUCGCAAGGGCAAAGAGAGCAGUUUGAACCUUGCAACGACAGCCGGUGCAGUUCAGAACGAAGAUAGCACGCGUGUCAAGAAGUGGUGCGAGGCGCUGCUUCUUGCUGCGUAUCAGGGCGCAAAUCCGUCCAAGAAUCUCAAGGUGCUCGUUAAUCCCUAUGGCGGAAAGGGGAAGGCAAGAGCAUCAUACGUCAGCAAAGUAGAACCCAUAUUCCUUGCGGCUGGAUGUACAUUGGAUGUAACUUACACCACCCAUGGCGGUCAUGCUAUUGAAAUUGCUCGCGAAAUGAAGCUGGGAUAUGAUGCCCUAGUCGUUGUAUCCGGUGACGGUUUGAUCCACGAGGUCCUCAACGGAAUAGAUCAGCAUGAACACCGUGACCAGGCAUUUUGUAUACCAAUAGCACCUAUACCGACUGGCUCCGGUAACGGGAUGUCUCUUAAUCUACUGGGCCUGCAGGAUGGGCUUGAUGUUUGUGCAGCAGCUCUCAAUGUUCUCAAAGGACAACCAUUGAAAACCGAUCUAUUUUCCUUCACCCAAGGAAAUCUUCGCCGGAUAUCAUUCAUGUCACAAACUAUCGGAAUAACGGCAGACAUCGAUAUUGAUACUGAACAUUUACGAUGGAUGGGCGAUACCCGAUUCGUCAUAGGCUAUAUCCGUGCCGUCAUUGCCCGCAAAUCAUGUCCAAUCGAGUUAUCAAUGAAGGUCGUCGAACAGGACAAAUCUCGCAUGAUGGAUGUUCUUCAUGCACGACGAGCGGGCGAAUCACCCAGCCCAUCUAGCGUUCCUAGCUUGCACAGUGCUGACAAGAAACCUGAUAGUCCAAGCUCUUCACAUGAGGAGUGGACCCGGUUUAAAAGACCUAUCCUGUGGAUGUACGCCGGCAAAGGGCCAUUCGUUAGUCGGGAUUUGAUGCAAUUUCCCGUCUCUUUAGCUGAUGAUGGACUUAUCGACAUUUCCAUACAAGAAAUAGUAAGUACGUUAUGAUUUGUUCUUUUGAUGCAUUUGACACCUUGUUCGAAGACCAGUCGACGGGCUCUUUUACGGGCCAUGGACGGUGCCGAAGAAGGUCGGACGUACUGGAUAAACACCAACCGGUACUUCAAAGCCUCUGC
Molecule: messenger RNA, 1492 nt
Organism: Suillus plorans
Lineage: Eukaryota; Fungi; Basidiomycota; Agaricomycetes; Boletales; Suillaceae
Product: ATP-NAD kinase-like domain-containing protein
Exons: 8
Coding region: 165-1364 (399 amino acids)
Biological process (GO): sphingosine biosynthetic process
Cellular component (GO): membrane; cytoplasm; intracellular membrane-bounded organelle
Source: RefSeq, a predicted model, not a curated record